AUUUGUCGUUCAGGUUCAGUGUCGGCAGUGUUCAGGCAGUUGUUGCUGCUGGAGAUCAUCAUCACUGACUGGAUCAAAAACAACAGAAAGUGCGCUGUCGGGAUUAAGGAUAAAGCUUGACCAUGUCUCGAGGGUCCAUUGAAAUCCCUCUACGGGACACGGAUGAGGUUAUCGAACUUGAUUUUGAUCAGCUUCCCGAAGGAGAUGAGGUCAUCAGUAUUCUCAAACAGGAGCACACACAGUUGCACAUAUGGAUCGCACUUGCCUUGGAGUACUACAAACAAGGAAAGACAGAAGAUUUUGUCAAGUUGCUGGAGGCGGCACGUAUCGAUGGAAACCUCGAUUACAGAGACCAUGAGAAAGACCAAAUGACUUGUCUGGACACUCUCGCGGCCUACUAUGUCCAACAGGCUCGGAAAGAGAAGAACAAAGAUACCAAGAAGGACCUUAUCAACCAGUCCACUCUUCUGUACACCAUGGCAGACAAGAUCAUCAUGUAUGAUCAGAACCAUCUGCUGGGCAGAGCUUGCUUUUGUCUCCUGGAAGGGGAUAAAAUGGACCAGGCGGAUGCUCAGUUUCAAUUCGUUCUUAACCAGUCAACAAACAACAUUCCUGCACUUCUGGGUAAGGCGUGUAUUUCCUUCAACAAAAAGGAUUACAGGGGAGCUCUGGCAUACUACAAGAAAGCUCUUCGCACCAAUCCCGGCUGUCCAGCCGAGGUGAGGCUUGGCAUGGGCCACUGCUUUGUCAAGCUCAACAAACUGGAGAAAGCUCGCUUGGCUUUCGGCAGAGCCCUGGAGCUGAACUGUAAUUGCGUGGGGGCUUUGGUGGGUUUGGCUGUUCUGGAGCUGAACAACAAAGAGGCCGACUCCAUCAAAAACGGAGUUCAGCUGCUUUCCAGGGCGUACACCAUUGACCCUAGCAACCCCAUGGUGCUCAAUCACCUCGCCAACCAUUUCUUCUUCAAAAAGGACUAUAGCAAAGUGCAGCAUCUGGCUCUGCACGCUUUUCACAACACGGAAGUGGAAGCCAUGCAGGCCGAGAGCUGCUAUCAGUUAGCCCGGUCCUUCCACGUCCAGGAGGAUUAUGACCAAGCUUUCCAGUACUACUACCAAGCCACUCAGUUUGCAUCACCCACCUUUGUUCUGCCCUUCUUCGGCCUGGGCCAGAUGUAUGUAUACCGUCGGGACAAAGAGAACGCUGCACAGUGCUUUGAAAAGGUCCUCAAGGCUUAUCCAAAUAACUAUGAAACCAUGAAAAUCCUGGGGUCACUUUAUGCCACCUCGGACGAUCAGGAGAAGCGAGACAUUGCUAAGGAACAUCUGAAAAAAGUCACUGUGCAGUAUUCGGAUGAUGUGGAAGCGUGGAUUGAAGUUGCCCAGAUUUUGGAACAAACAGACAUUCAGGGAGCUCUGUCUGCAUACGGCACUGCCACUCGCAUCCUCCAGGAGAAGGUCCAGGCCGAUGUGCCCCCUGAGAUCCUUAACAAUUUGGGGGCUUUGCACUUUCGUUUGGGAAAUCUUGGAGAGGCCAAAAAAUACUUCUUGGCAUCUUUGGAGAGGGCGAAAGCCGAGGGCGAACAUGACGAACACUAUUACAACGCCAUCUCCGUCACCACAUCCUAUAACCUGGCAAGACUCUAUGAGGCCAUGUGCGAGUUCCAUGAGGCCGAGAAGCUUUACAAGAACGUCCUGAGAGAGCAUCCCAACUAUGUCGACUGUUACUUACGGCUUGGCGCAAUGGCACGUGACAAAGGAAAUUUCUAUGAGGCCUCUGAUUGGUUUAAAGAAGCUCUUCAGAUCAAUCAGGACCACCCCGAUGCCUGGUCGUUGAUUGGUAACCUCCAUCUGGCCAAACAGGAGUGGGGGCCCGGCCAAAAGAAGUUUGAACGUAUCCUAAAGCAGCCUUCAACCCAGAACGACACCUACUCUAUGCUGGCGCUUGGCAACGUGUGGCUUCAAACGCUGCACCAGCCCACCAGAGAUCGAGAAAAGGAAAAGCGGCACCAGGAUCGAGCUCUUGCCAUCUACAAACAAGUUCUGAGGAAUGAUGCCAAAAAUCUAUAUGCUGCCAACGGCAUAGGUGCUGUGUUGGCACACAAGGGAUAUUUCAGAGAAGCGAGAGACGUCUUUGCCCAGGUUAGAGAAGCUACAGCAGAGAUGUCUGACGUGUGGUUGAACCUCGCACACAUCUACGUGGAACAGAAGCAGUACAUCAGUGCCGUGCAGAUGUAUGAGAACUGCCUGAAGAAGUUCUACAAACAUCAGAACACAGAGGUGCUGUUGUAUCUGGCCCGUUCGCUCUUCAAAUGUGGCAAACUGCAAGAGUGUAAACAGACACUUCUGAGGGCUCGGCAUGUGGCUCCCAGUGACACGGUGCUGAUGUUUAACGUUGCGCUGGUGCUUCAGAGGUUGGCCACACUUGUUCUGAAGGAUGAGAAGAGUAACUUAAAGGCUGUACUGAGUGCAGUGAAAGAGCUGGAGCUGGCUCACAGGUACUUCAGCUAUCUCAGUAAGGCCGGAGACAAAAUGAGAUUCGAUCUAGCGCUGGCUGCAAGUGAAGCCAGGCAGUGUUCUGAUCUGCUAAGCCAGGCUCAGUACCACGUCGCCCGAGCUCGUAAACAGGACGAGGAGGAGAAGGAGCAUCGUGCCAAACAGGAGCAGGAGAGGGAUCAGCUGCGGCAGCAGAUGGUGCGAGAGCAAGAGGAGAGGAGGAACCGGGUGGCUGUGGAGCAAAAGAAACUCCUGGAGCAGAGAGCACAGUUUGUAGAGAAGACCAAGAACCUCCUCAACUUCUCAGAGGGAAUGAAAGACUCGGCUAGGGAGAAGAAGAAGGGAGGCAGUGGACGGCGCAAGAAAGGAGGCGACUUUGAUGACUUUGUCAAUGACGACUCUGAUGAGGAUCUCCCCCUUAAGAAGAAGAAAAAGAAGAAAGUUGGGAGCGGCAGUGAGAUGGAGGAUGAAGGAGAAGAUGGAGAGAAGAAAUCUCGCAAGAGAAGAAAGAGACCUUUUCAACGGGAGGAUGACGGUUCAGAUCAAGAAGGCACAUCGAGGCCCAAAAAGCAACGCAAACCCAAAGAGCGCAAGAGGAUUGAGAAGCCUGAGCGCAUGCCGUCAUCGCUUAAAGGAAAGAUCAAAUCUAAAGCCAUCAUUUCCUCCUCUGAUUCCUCGUCUGAUGAGGAUGGACUGAAAAUAGCAGAAGACCGAAACCCCAAGGACAGCGGUUCAGGUUCAGAUGACAAUGAAGGCCACAGGAAACGCAUCGCGUCCGACAGCGAUUCCAAUGUGGAGCGCAACCAGUCGGCCAGCGAGGCUGGCAGCCCUCAGCGCUCCGGAAACUCUGAUGAUUCUGGGAGCGAACGACCCGUUAAGAGGAGAAGACCGCAACAGCAAUCCGACUCGGAACAGUCGGACAACCAGAGUAGAAAGAGCCGUUCUGAAGGGUCAGAUGACGAAUCCCCGGCUGGAUCUCCGGCUGGAUCUCCGGCUGGAUCUCCGGCUGGCUCUCCAGCCGCUGCAUCAGAUCAGGGCUCGGACAAUGAGGGCUCUCCGCAGAGGUCUGAGAACGAAUCGGAGCAAGAGGGCUCCAACAAUGAAGCCUCCAACAGAGGCUCAGAUGAUGAUAGUGACUGAUGAAAUGAACCGUCUGUCUGUCAGGAUAAAUGAGAAGCUUUUGAUCUUGUAAUGUUCGUCUUAGAGUAAUGUAGUUAUCUGCCUAAAUGUUUCGCAGAUCCAGAAUGUUUUUUCAUGUUUUUAUUUUUUCAGAAUUAAGAACACUGUUUCAUGAUCUGUUUUUUGAGGAUGAAUUGCUCGAAAACUUUGACGCUUUUGUUGAGCAUUACAACAUACAUGUGCCCAAUAGUUGGUGUACAUUAUGAAAAACUUUUGAAUAAAAAGUAUUUUGAAACAGUU
Messenger RNA from Triplophysa dalaica, 3911 nucleotides. RefSeq names its product CTR9 homolog, Paf1/RNA polymerase II complex component (gene ctr9). The record is from RefSeq and is a predicted model, not a curated record. The transcript has 22 exons. Gene Ontology annotation, cellular component: Cdc73/Paf1 complex. Bases 123 to 3632 code for a protein of 1169 amino acids. Lineage: Eukaryota; Metazoa; Chordata; Actinopteri; Cypriniformes; Nemacheilidae. Gene Ontology annotation, molecular function: RNA polymerase II complex binding. Gene Ontology annotation, biological process: regulation of DNA-templated transcription.